AUGACCGUAGCAGCCUCAGAGAUCCGGAACAUUUCCGCAUGGCGCUUGAAUAAGACUGAAAUGAAAGAGCUCGCUGAAAGGGUUGAGAAAGGAGAGGACGAAGCGGUGGUGAAGAAGGAGCUUCAGACCAAGAAGGCUGUGGCCUGCGAAGAGCGUAAGAAGUCAGCUGCGGCGAUUUCUGCCAAGCCUGGAUCCACGGGCCCCAAGGCAAGCAAAAAGACUUCGUCGUCGCCUGCAACUCAGUCAGCCACGGCUGCUGCGACUCCAGACCCAACGAAUGCUGGCUACUACGCUCUGGUAGAAGCGGACCUCCAGACAAUUUUGCAGGAGUUCCCAGGCAUUGACCAGGAAAUGCCUUUGCCGCUCUCCAAGUCUGAGUUGGACGGAUCCAAGACUGGGGUUCAAGAACCCUUUGACUUGUCCAAGGCUCAGCAUGCCCUUGGGAUUCAUGGAGUUUUUCGUUGA
Molecule: messenger RNA, 465 nt
Organism: Cladocopium goreaui
Lineage: Eukaryota; Dinophyceae; Suessiales; Symbiodiniaceae
Source: the annotation of a GenBank genome assembly